GCAACAGGGCGCCGAGCUCGAGCCCGUUCGCGUGCGUGCUCCUUUAUUUAUUUAUUUACUUACUUAGCUCCGCUCUUCGCGCGCGUGCGCUAUCAUCGAUGAAGCGGCGUGUCGUUGUGUCGCUGAUCAGGCGAGACCGUAAGUGUGUGUGUGUGUGUGUGUGUGUGUGCGCGCGCGCGAUUGUGAUUGUCUCCGCGUGGCGCUCCGGGAGCAAACCGGUUUGAGCGCGUGACGUUCAGGCCGUGACGGAGAAAGGAGCGCGGGCUCCGCUCGGUCUCGCGCCCCGUUUCACCUUCAGUGCGCGGUGACGUUUCUUUUAUUCAUGGCGCGCUCUUCUGCCCAGCGCAGCCCUGUUGCGCGUUGAGACGCGAGCUUCAUCACCAACAAUCAUCAUCAUCAUCAUGCUUUGGUGCGUGCGCGUGCAAAUGUGAGAGUGUGUCAGUAUGAAUCAGCGCGCGCGUGAGUCAGCGCGUGUGUAUGGGAGCUCCAGACGGACCGCGCGCGCCGGACACUGACGGAGCCGCAGCGGCCAGAUCACAGAGCACGGGGAAGGAGCGCGCGCGGGACACGGUGAUGGCGCCGGCGGGGCGGUAGCGCUGACGGACGCGCUGAAGGACACGCGGCCCAGCGCACGCAGCCAAGGGCAUUGAGGGCAGAGACAUGUGAAUGAGAGACAAACGGGCACGAGCGCUGCGGGAGCGCGCAUUGACGCCUCAUAUAGACAGAAGUGUAACAGGUCAGAGCAGUCACCGAGAGUGUGAGUGUGUGAGUGUGAGCGUGAGUGGGGUGAGUGAGUGUGUAAGAGUGUGUGUGAGUGCGUGCGUGUGUCAGCGUGUGUGUGCAUACAUGUGUAACAGAUCUGCAUAAGUGUGUGUGUGUGUGUGUGUGUGUGUGUGUGUGUGUGUGUGUGUGUGUGUGUGUACGAGAGUAUAAGUGUAAUUAUUAUUAUUAGUAGUAUUAGUAUUUUUAAGUAUCUGUGUGACUAUGUGGGAGGAUAUAUGUAAAAGUGUGUAUGUAAAAGUGCACAAGUAUCCGUGUCUGUGAGCAAGUCUGUGUGUGUGUGUAAGAGUGUGCGUGUGAGUGUGCAUUGCCAUGGAUGGUGCGGUGGGCUCUGCGGGCCGUAACAGUGAGCCUAAGCGACGCAGUAAGGGCAGUUUGCCCUCUCCGGGCUGCCGUCUGUCCCAGGCCUCUCUGGAGGGCGAGCGUGGUGACCCCCCUGCCCGCCGCCGCCCGUCCGUCAUGAGUUCCUCGCGAGAUGGAGGUCCAUUCCGGCCGGGGACUGCAGGGAGCACUGCUGCUGGUACUGCUGCCGGAACCCCCACAACGCCUGCCCCGCUGCCCCCACGCUCGGUGGGCUUUGCAGCUUCCCGUGCUGCGUUAGCCUCCACCUCCUCCUCAGGGACCGGGGUGGUGGUGGUGGCGGCAGCGGCUGAGACAAGUGUGAGCACUGCAGCCGGGACUCCUGAGGCUCUACCCGGACUGGACGGAGAAGAUUACAGCUACUCCAACCAGUCCACCUUCAUCCAGAGACAGUUCGGUGCCAUGCUGCAGCCCGGAGUCAACAAGUUCUCUCUGCGCAUGUUUGGCAGCCACAAAGCCGUUGCACUGGAGCAGGAGAGGCUGAAGAGUGCAGGAGUGUGGAUCAUCCACCCAUACAGUGACUUCAGGUUUUAUUGGGAUCUCCUCAUGUUGUUAUUGAUGAUGGGGAAUCUGAUCAUCCUUCCGGUGGGGAUCACUUUCUUUAAGGAUGAAAACACUCCUCCGUGGAUCAUCUUCAAUGUGGUAUCAGACACACUGUUCUUGGUGGAUCUAGUGCUGAACUUCCGCACAGGCAUUGUGAAGGAGGACAGCACGGAGAUCCUGUUGGACCCCAAGGCCAUCCGCCAGCGCUACCUGAAGAGCUGGUUUCUAGUGGAUUUUGUUUCCUCCAUCCCUGUGGACUACAUCUUCCUCAUGGUGGACCAGGAGGCUCGACUGGACUCGGAGGUGUACCGCACGGCUAGAGCUCUCCGCAUCGUCCGCUUCACCAAAAUCCUCAGCCUGCUACGUCUGCUCCGUCUCUCCAGACUCAUCAGAUACAUUCACCAGUGGGAGGAGAUCUUCCAUAUGACAUAUGACCUGGCCAGUGCAAUGGUUCGAAUCGUCAACCUGAUCGGCAUGAUGCUCCUGCUGUGUCACUGGGACGGCUGCCUGCAGUUCCUCGUACCCAUGUUGCAGGACUUCCCCACUGACUGCUGGGUGUAUAAAAACAAAAUGGUGAACGAUUCAUGGGGUGUACAGUACUCCUACGCUCUCUUCAAGGCCAUGAGCCACAUGCUGUGUAUUGGCUACGGCGCUCAGGCCCCCGAGGGCAUGACUGACGUCUGGCUCACCAUGCUCAGCAUGAUCGUAGGGGCCACCUGCUACGCAAUGUUCAUCGGCCACGCAACCGCACUCAUCCAGUCCCUCGACUCCUCCCGCCGCCAGUACCAGGAGAAGUAUAAGCAAGUGGAGCAGUAUAUGUCGUUCCAUAAACUUCCAGCAGAUGUCAGACAGAAGAUCCAUGAGUAUUACGAGCAUCGCUACCAGGGCAAAAUGUUUGAUGAGGAGAAUAUUCUGGGAGAGCUGAGUGAACCAUUAAAAGAGGAGAUUGUGAGCUUUAAUUGCCGCAGCCUGGUGGCCAACAUGCCACUGUUUGCUAAUGCUGAUCCCAAUUUUGUGACUGCCGUUCUGACCAAGUUACGCUUCGAGGUGUUCCAACCUGGUGACUUUAUCAUCCGAGAGGGGACUGUUGGCCGCAAAAUGUACUUCAUUCAGCAUGGCCGGGUCAGCGUGCUCACACGUGGAAACAAGGAGACCAAACUGAGUGAUGGAUCAUAUUUUGGAGAGAUCUGUCUGCUGACCCGGGGCAGGAGGACAGCAAGUGUCAGAGCCGAUACGUACUGCCGCCUUUACUCUCUCAGUGUUGACAGCUUCAACGAAGUACUGGAGGAACACCCCAUGAUGAGGCGGGCAUUUGAGACUGUAGCUGCUGACCGACUGAACCGCAUUGGUAAGAAAAACUCUAUCUUGCUGCGAAAGACAUCUCAGGGUGGGUCCGUGGCAGGCAGCAGUGUGGGCCGAGGGCCCGGUGGGGGUGGUCGUGGCGGAGGCUCGGGUGCUGCUGGUUCCUGUGACAGUAUCCUAGUGCAGCAGAUCGUCAAACAUGACAGCAUGCCCACAAUGCAGGAAAUCGCGGCUGGCACCCGGGGCAGCACUGGUGGUGCUGUGUCCCCCCACCCCAGGCCGGUUAUCUGGGCUCCACUAGUCCACGCUCCCCUGCAGACAGCAGCAGCCACCACCAACGUGGCCAUCACCCUACUGCAGCAGCAACAGCAGCAGCAGUUCCAGCAGCAACAUGGGCUGCCAGCUGGUGUAUUCCUGCCCUCUCCACUCCCAAUUUCACCCUCGCCCAGUUCCUGCCCACUCUCUCCCCCCCGUCCCCCUAUUUUGCAUCCACGCCAGUCUCUCAGCUCUCUAAUUGGAGUAAUGGGCGGCCUCCCACCUCGUGGUGUCCCCUCUUCCAUGACCCCUACUCCCUCCCCCUCUGCAGCUGGACCGCCCACCAUGGGAGGAGCCCCACUGACUAGUGGAGCUGGGGUUGCUAAAACCCCGUCCACUCCCAUAUCGACAGUCCCUGCCCCCUUGCAGGCCAGCAGAACUCUGCACUACAGUCUCCGACUCCACACGGAACCCUCGGCCACAAACAGCACAGGGGGGGUAGGAACUAACGCAUCCCCUCUCCACAAAGCCACGGCUCCUUCCUCCCAGGCCAUAGCAGCUCUGGCCUCUGAGGGUCGACUCAGCCAGCAAGGAGCAAAAGAGGCUUUGAUGCGUCAUGUUGGAGGUGGCAGCACGCAAGGACUGCCAGUGCUUGGGCGCCUGACCCAGGAGGCCCGGCUACUCUCAGCAUCUCAGCCUACACUGCCUCACCGUGGCUGGCCAGGCAUCCAGCCUCAUCCACCCCUUCACCGGAAAGCUUCUGGGGGCAAUCUACUGCCAGCGCCCUUAUUGGUGUCCCAAGGACAGCUUGCACGAGGUGGAAGUGCAGGAGUACUGAGCUCAAACACUGCCCAGGUCCAGAAGUUGCCUGCACACACACCUCUGCCCUUGCCCUCUCCACUUACACAUGCACACCAAGCAGCACCAGCCACAGGGCCCGCACCCAUCCCUGCACCUGCUUCUGCACCCGCACCAAUUGUCUCCUCCUCCCCUAAACAGACUCCUCUCUCCUCUGCUAAUGUCUCCCCUGCCCUCACCCCAGUGUCCUCUGCUCCAGCACAAUCCCAGCGCCCAAAGCUCUCCUGCCCCUCCUCCCCUCCUCAGGCUUCCUCCUCCUCAGAAUUGACCCUCAGCUCUGGACCUACUCCUCUAGCCCCUCCUCAACCACCACAGAGCAGUAAACCUUCUCCCACUUCCCCCUCUCAACCUUCAUCAUCAUCUUCCUCUUUCUGCACCCAGCAAGUUGCUUCUUCCUUGGUUUCCUCUGUGCCUCAGAGCCCUCGCUCCAAAUUCUCCACAACGCCUCCAUCACCGUCUCCUUUAUCCUGCACCACCAGCCCAACUCCCACUGCCACUGCAACCCCAUCUCACACCCGGACACCAACUCCCAUUCAGACACCUGUUCCCACACCUACUCACACUCAAGCACCAGCCUCUUUUCCAACACCUACCCAGACCAGAGCUCCCACUCCAGCCCAGACUCCAACAAACUCAAUUGUCCAGACUCCUACCCAAAUUCGGAGCCCAACCCCUAUUCAAACCCCUGUUACCAAUCUCACACAAACUCAGUCAUCAGCUUCUAUUUCUGCUCUUUCUCAACCUCGUACCUCAGCCCCUGUCCAAAUUCUAAGCUCAGUGAAAAGCCCAACUCAAACUCCGACUCUAGACACUUCCCAAGUUUCUGUGCUCUCUCAAGCCCGAUCGCCACCCAGCCAAAGCCCCACUCAAACACCAAGUCAAACCCGAACCACAACGCCAACCGCAUCCCAAACCAGCUCUCCUCUUCAGACUCCCACUAUCCAAACUCAGAGUCCUACAGCCCCAACUACAACACCAUCUCAGACUCAGACACCUACUUCCACCCAAACCCGAAACACAAGCCCAGUCCUGACCCCAACAUCAACAUCUGCCCCAACUUUAUCACAAAAGACGACGUCAGCCCCUCCUCAAAUUUCCAGAUUCACUCAAAUCCCAGUUCCAGCCACAGCUACACUUCCACAACCCCCAACCAUGCUCCAAGCUCCAAAUCCAAGCCCAACUUCCUCACCACCAUCUCUGUCUCCUUCAAAAUCAACCUGUGUCUCACCUGCAGCUUCUAAACCCAGUCCAGGUGCCCAGGCUGCCUCAACCUCUGCCUCCUCCACUUCAUCCAAGGUGGAGAAACAAGACCGGAAGGAAUCAGAUACACUGAGACAAAAACUUCCAGCUAAUAUGUAAUGAAGACUACUCUUUUGCACUUGGACACUGGAGGAGGGUCAGAGUCCAUUAGUUGUGGUAGUGAUUGUAGAGGCAAGUAAGGGAGCUGAACUGGAAAGAGACUAAAGCACAUGGCAGCUCUACUGGACCAAACCUGUGGGUGCCAUGGGCAUUCCAUUCCUCAUUACGGCCCUUGGCCUUCACCUAAGGGUCGAAUUAUACUUCUGCAAGUGCAAGUCUGUGAACAUGUGCAGGCAUCGUGGCAAUCGCAUAGGUGCCAGCGUAUUUGCACAUUACAUUAAUGCCUGGACUUGGGGGUAGUAUCGCAUUUAUCAAACCAGAGUGUACAGCAAAUGAAGAAGACAUCCAGAAACAGCCAACUGCAAGAAAGGUCUUGCAUUGCACUGCAGUAAGAUAAUGAAUGCAAGAUGUAAAACAUUGGAGGUGAAAAAAGAUCAUUUUUAUCAGACAGUAUUUUGUUUAGUUCUGUUUUGAGUCUCUAGCAUAACCAGAUUUACUUCCCUGUUCAACUGAUCACCCUAGAUUUGAGUGAUAUGUAACUGAGAUUGUGGAGGAAUACACAUUAGCACCUCUGUGAGCCUCUGCAAGUUGCAAUGACCCAUAAACAUCUUGUCUGCUCCUCUAUGCAGAUAUGUUUACAUGCAUCUUUGCAGAAGUAUAAAUCAGCCUUAAGAUGAUGCACUGAUUUAGGAGAAUAUGGUCUGUGUAGUGAGCAUUUGACACGCAGUGUCCUGAUUAACUUACUGCUUUGUCUUCUCCUUGUCAGCAAAGAUUUUUCUUUGUCAAAUUGAAUGGACAACAGUCGAAUGAGGGAAGGAAUGUUGUUCAUCAAGCACAGGUACCUGCUCAUGCCUCCCUCGAGCUCUUUUAGACAGCAUCAGGUAAUAUUAAAAUGACUUUAAUGUAUUGACCUGGAACAGCGACCCACACAGCCUGCCACUGCCAGUACAAAAAACAGGACUGUAGAAAAGAAGGGUGAUGAAGGUCAUAAGCAGAAAACUGUCUUUGUUUUCCAGUUCCACCCCCUUCUUGUCACCUUUUAUUCACCAAAGUGUAAUACUUUGUCAUGAUAUAAAUAAUAACUAUUAUAAAUAGGCACAAUAAUAUUUCUGAAAUAACAGUACUGAAAUAAUGACAUUAAUCAAAGUAAUUAGGAGCAAUCCACUAGUAGUUUCUCGUCUCAGGUGUUUGGUGUUAGUUAUGGACAGUGCAGCUCUAGAGUCCUCAUUCACGACGACUGGUGUGAGUAAAAUGUGUUUUCGUGUCGCACUUAAAUUGUUCCGUUUUCCACAGUGGCUACAGUGCUAUAGUUUCACCUAGCUCUCUGUAAAUACAGGCUUCUCUCUGUCUCUGUUUGUAAAAAAACACACGCUUAAUGUUUCUAUGGUCUUUCAUCUCUCUCUUUGUGAUCAGCUUUCAUCUGUCAAACUGCCUUUAUAGCUGCUACCAUCAGCCGAAAGACACACACAUAUAUGUACACACAGACAGACAGACAGAUGCACACACACGCACACACACACACACACAUACACACACACUCACACACUCCUGGUCCCCGUAUCCUUCUCUCUUUUUCUCUUUCUAUCAUUCCCUCCCUCUUACUCUUACGUUACGUUGUGUGCCGUCCUUUGCUGUCUCGUGCAGGUAAUGUCCCUUUUCUACCCCUAAAACCAGGAUGCCUAGACUGUACAUUUAAGGACCAAAUGGUUUUAUUUUUAUUUGUUAUCACAGCUUUAGCUUUUGAGCAAAAAACAAAAGUCUAUGAUUCUAAUAAUAGUGAAAGAAGGAAGAAUGAUGAUGAUAAUCAACAAUGACGAUGAUGAUGAUGAUGAUGUGUAUGGUAUGUAAUAUUAAUUAUGAUGUGAGGGUGAUCUUAAAAAAAUAAAGAAAAUUUAGAAUCAG
This is a messenger RNA of Pygocentrus nattereri (red-bellied piranha), 7359 nucleotides long. Its product is annotated as potassium/sodium hyperpolarization-activated cyclic nucleotide-gated channel 1. The coding region runs from base 1093 to 5457 and encodes 1454 amino acids. Gene Ontology annotation, molecular function: voltage-gated potassium channel activity. The transcript is spliced from 9 exons. Gene Ontology annotation, cellular component: membrane. NCBI's taxonomy places the organism in Eukaryota, Metazoa, Chordata, Actinopteri, Characiformes, Serrasalmidae. The record is from RefSeq and is a predicted model, not a curated record. Gene Ontology annotation, biological process: potassium ion transport; transmembrane transport.